Messenger RNA from Peronospora matthiolae, 678 nucleotides. NCBI's taxonomy places the organism in Eukaryota, Oomycota, Peronosporomycetes, Peronosporales, Peronosporaceae. The record is from the annotation of a GenBank genome assembly.
AUGGAGGACCACGUCGGCCACGUUCGCGCAGUAUGCGCCGUGUUACGCAAGGAGAAGCUUUAUGCUCGACUCUCCAAAUGUGCGUUUCGUCGUAACGAGAUUGCAUUUUUAGGGCAUAUGGUUUCCGACGAAGGUCUGCAGGUCGACCCAAAGAAGACCGAUGCUAUUGCUCAGUUUCAAGCUCCGACGUGUCGCAAGGAGCUGCUGAGUUUUCUCGGGCUGGCUGGGUAUUACCGUCGCUUCAUCUGCGAUUUUGCCAAGCUUUCACGUCCUCUUCGAGCAUUAACCAAACACGAGACUCGCUGGAGCUGGGGGGAGGAUCAACAGCGAUCAUUUAACGCGUUAAAACUCGCACUUCAGCAGGGUCCGACGCUAAAGCUGCCAGACUUUACGCACCCUUUUCUUGUCACUACGGAUGCGUCUGGGUUCUGCAUGGGCGAUGUCCUCUCUCAGCGCAUCAAUAAUAGCGACCACGCCAUCGCAUUUUACUCGAAACAUCUGGACCCCCACGAAUUAAAAUGGCCCGCUCAUGAAAAAGAGCUGCUAGCAAUCAAGACUUCUUUAAAACAUGGCGCCAGUAUCUCCACGGACAACACUUUUCAGUCUACACCGACAAUUCAGCGUGCAAAUCGAUGCUCCACCAUCCUAAAGUGUCGCCCAAGAUGGCACGCAUGCUGA